AUAUCAUCCCACUUGACGUGAAUGCUGAUGCUGAAGAGUCAGACGAAGAUGAUGAAGUCCAUGUUUUCGAUAAGGGUAUUGAUGACAAAGAACAUGAAGACUUUGACGACGAUGAAGAGGAGGACAAUGAUGAUUCGUCGAAAAUUUGUUAUGCAUACAAAUGGAUUAUAUUGAUCUUUAUCAAAUUCAUUGGCCUAAUCAGUAUGUUCCAAUGUUUGGAGAAACUGAGGAAGAUUAGAUAUGUUAGUCUUACUAAUGAAACUCCAUAUGGCAUGAUGAAGUUUAUUCAGGUUGUCAAAAAUUAAAUGGAAUUUUUUUUUACUUUAUGUAAAUGAAUUUUUUUUCCUUUGUUUUUUUGCAUACAUUUGGGGCCAUUGGCUAUAAAGCUAUCAAUAUACAUUGGGAUUGUAGAUUAUAAAUUUGAUAUAUUUAUGAAUUUUGUCUCCUU
Messenger RNA from Arachis ipaensis, 448 nucleotides. The record is from RefSeq and is a predicted model, not a curated record. Lineage: Eukaryota; Viridiplantae; Streptophyta; Magnoliopsida; Fabales; Fabaceae.